CGGAGUGUUCGGUUAUCCGCAGCCCGCAGGUUUUCUCACACGCUUAUCGCUUCGUCUCCAACACAAAUAGUUUUUCUCCUUGUGCUGUGUGUGAAAAAGAAGAAGCAAACCAACCAGAAAACGACUCAUCAUCAUCGGCGUUCCCGUUCUUCAUUGAUCUCCGUAUUGAUCUCAGCCUGCGGCUGCUGCUAUUACUACAUACCAUACACCCUGAUGAUGCUCCGGCAUCACUGAAAGACAGGGAACAACUAAGAGAAACGGUCCCCGAGCACGAUGAUAACUGAUAAGGAUUCGUCGUCACACGAAGAAGCUCCUUCGCCAGUAGCUGAUAAUACGGCUAGCCGCCGAAAAGUUAAGCACGCUGCACUAGAGCCGUAUCAUUAGUCUUAAGACGUACUCAGCCGGUUGUGGUUGUUUCUUUUCGUUGGUCCUCCGGCUCCGGUCUUUACCUAAACAUUGUGUCUUACGGGCAAUAAGUGACACGCUAGGAUAUAUCAAAAAAUUAAACAGUGCUUAUUGGUAGUACCGACAGCGAACCGAAGAGAGGCAAACAAUGGACGAGUUCGCCCUGUGCUGGAACAAUUUCGCGGACAACAUCGCUAGCGGUUUCCAGAAUUUGUACGACCGUGGCGAUCUGGUCGAUGUAACGAUCGCCUGCGACAGGAAGCUGCUGAAGGCGCACAAAAUUGUGCUGGCCAUCUGCAGCCCCUACUUUCAGGAGAUGUUUAUGACCAAUCCCUGCAAGCAUCCGAUCAUUGUCCUAAAAGAUGUGUCCGUAAACGUCAUGCAGGAGUUGCUGCAGUUCAUGUACCAGGGAGAGGUGAAUGUUAAACAUACCGAGCUGCAGAGUUUUAUGAAAAUUGCUGAGACACUUCAGAUUAAGGGACUGACAGCCUCUCACAAAAACGAUCGCAGCUCAACUCCGCAAUCGCAGCCCGCACCCGCUCACAGCAAUAGUACCAAUAGCAACAAUAAUAAUAACAGUCAGAUGGGCAAUCUGAACCGCCAUUCGCUGAAAGACCUAGCGGGCGGUCCAUCCACCAGUCAGCUGGACCCAUCGAAACUGAACUCGUACCUGGCGGCUGCCGCUAAGGAAAGCCUAAAACGUGCUGCUGCCGACGGUCCGUACUCGGGCGGAGCACCGGACUACCCUUCCAUCUACUCGUCGCAGAAAAAGGCAUUCAAGCGUUCAACGGACAGCAUCGAUCAGGAAAGCAACUCCGACUGCAUGGAUAAUCUCAGCUCGGACGAGGUCUUCAUGGCGACCUCGCCGCAAAUCUCGAUGAUCGAACAUUCCUCCUCGUCGAACCGGCAGUUCGACCUUUCGGCGGUAAAGCGCGAGAACCCGCACGAUUCCUUCUCGUCGCCACCGCGGCACAGCCCAACCAACCUGGCUACCUCGGCAGCGGCGAUGGGCUCGUCGGCGGCCGCUGCCGUGGCGGCCGGCAUGAAGCUGGGCUUCGCCAGCACUCCGACGCACCAUCCGGCGCUGCAUCCAAUGUUCGGGGCGUUCGAUCACAGUGCCAGCGGUGGGUUCAGCGGGAUGGCCAGCAGCCUGGCGGCAUCGAUUGGCGCUAGCGGAAGCGGUAAUGGUGGCACUGGUGGGACCGCCGGUGGCGGUGUCGGCGCAGGAGGCAUGUCACUCAGCGGGAAGGGCCCGACCGGAGCCGAUUAUGCGAGCGCCGACUACUCGCAGGAUUUUGGCAAAGGCAUCCCGGGCCAUAUGGACAUACCGGCCGGUCCGAGCAUCACAAUGCUCUCGUCAACCUCGCUACUCCACAACAAUUGUAUCUUUAACCGAAACAAUACGGUGGCCACUCAGCAGGGCCUCAAGACGUACUGGCUUUGCAAAUCGUACCGAGUUUCGAUGUGCCGUGCCCGCUGCAUAACCCAUCACGGCCAAGUGAUUUCAUCUACAGGAGUUCACAAUCAUCCACCACACAUGAAAGGACCCAAUGAAUUUCCUCCUCAGCAAUCGAUUCCACCCACACCGCCAGCACCACCACCUCCUCAACCUAACAUUGGUCCUCCUCCAGGAGGACCUCACGCCCCCCAUCAUGGUCAUCUGAAUCAUCUCCCGCAGCAGCACAUGAACGGUCCACAGAUUGUAGCCGUCAAUGGUGGUUACGAUCCUAACCAAGAUCCUCGCCUGCAUUACCAAACCAAUCCGAUGGGCCCACCCCUUCAAGAUCCUCAAUAUCCACACCAUCAGCUGCCAGCUCCUUACAGCAAUUCCCAUUCAUUUCCUCCUCAUCCUCCUCCUCCUCCUCUUCCUCCUCAACAGCCCUAUAUUUCUGCGCCCGCAAUGCCGCCGCCUACUGUUCAACAACAACAACAUCCACCACCGGCUCCAGAGACGGCUCAACCGUCAAUUUCCACAGAAAAUGACAGCUUCGAAACGGAUGUCAUCGACAUUAAGCUAACCCAACUUCAACCGUCGAUAACCAGCCAUCAUACAACGGAAACCGGUACGACAACGGUCACCCAAUCAACCGCUCUGCUGGGCGAUUCUGCCACUGACAGCAUGUUACCACCACCGCCUCAGCCGCCCACAGCAACGCUGUCCGAUGAUCAGCCGCCUCAACCGCCUCAACAACAGCAGCAGCUACAACUCAAAACGGAACAACUUUCCUAAAAAAAAAGCAAACAUUAAAUUAUCUAACAAAGAAAAACCAUGCGUGAUA
Messenger RNA from Sabethes cyaneus, 2684 nucleotides. Its product is annotated as broad-complex core protein isoforms 1/2/3/4/5. The transcript is spliced from 5 exons. Gene Ontology annotation, cellular component: nucleus. NCBI's taxonomy places the organism in Eukaryota, Metazoa, Arthropoda, Insecta, Diptera, Culicidae. The record is from RefSeq and is a predicted model, not a curated record. Gene Ontology annotation, molecular function: protein binding. The coding region runs from base 554 to 2635 and encodes 693 amino acids. Gene Ontology annotation, biological process: regulation of transcription by RNA polymerase II.